AUGUGCGUGAAUGCUGGUUUUAGCACGGGCUCCAGCAGCAGCUGCAGCUCAUCUUCAGCAUCGAGCCGCUCCGGAAGUUCCAGCACCUCCAGCUCUAGCUCCAGCAGCUCCCCUGGCUCUCCGAGCCCUUCUCAGCGCAGGCAUGACAACAGGCGGCGUUCCCGCUCCAAAUCCAAACCAUCCAAAAGAGAUGGAAAGGAAAGGAAAAGGCGGAGCCCUUCCCCUAAACCCACCACAGUGCACGUUGGAAGGCUCACCAGGAAUGUGACCGAGGAUCAUGUGGAGAUAUUCUCCACCUAUGGGAAAAUUAAGAUGAUUGACAUGCCUGUAGAAAGGAUGCACCCCCAUCUGUCUACAGGCUACGCAUAUGUGGAGUGUGAGAAUCCAGAUGAAGCCGAGAAGGCGCUGAAGCACGAGGACGGAGGACACAUCGAUGGCCAGCAGAUCACUGCCACCGCUGUGCUGGCCCCUGGCCUCGGCCACCCCCCAGGCAAUUCAGCCCUCCCAGGAAGGAGAGUGCCGCCACCGCCUCCCGUGUGGCGCAGGUCACCCCCACGGAUGAAGAGAAGGUCGCGUUCCCCUCGGUGCAGGUCCCCCGGCCGCCGUAGCCACAGGAGCGGCUCCAGCUCCAGCUCCUCCCGAUGCGUGGGGCCACCGAAGCUCUGCCCUGUGACUUGUAUCCCAUCCAACUCACUUUUGUCACUUUUCUAGCCGAAGGAGGAUCUGUAGGAAAGAAAUCCCUCCCUCGGGCAGGCUUCGAAGGUGAAGGCAGUAAUUGCUACGUUUCCCCUGGCUCAGAGUUCUGGCUGCAGGAGCGUUGUUGGUUUGGGGUCGUGCUUAUGAAGAUGCCCUCCAGUUUUCUGGCUAGAAAGCUUCCACGUUUCUAGUUCCUGAGAGCCAGUUUAGUGGCAAAGCCAGCAGGGAUGAGCCGGGGGCUCCAGGAGGUGGUACAGCCCCAGCCUGGGAGCAUGUUUUCCCCUUCCACAGGUGACCUGGGGCCCAUCUGGUGGCCUGCUCGUGCCCUAACCUGCUGGCCUGCAGGGUCCCACAGGAAAGGUGUACUUUUACGCAACUGCCGUUCCUGUGAGCCUGGCCUUGCUCCCCUGCAUGAGUCCUUUUCUGACCUCUAGGGCCAAAUACCCAAAAUGGUUCUUUUCACGUGUACUCAU
Molecule: messenger RNA, 1169 nt
Organism: Physeter macrocephalus (sperm whale)
Lineage: Eukaryota; Metazoa; Chordata; Mammalia; Artiodactyla; Physeteridae
Product: RNA-binding protein with serine-rich domain 1-like
Exons: 2
Coding region: 1-711 (236 amino acids)
Biological process (GO): mRNA splicing, via spliceosome
Cellular component (GO): cytoplasm; nucleoplasm; ASAP complex
Molecular function (GO): RNA binding
Source: RefSeq, a predicted model, not a curated record